Messenger RNA from Loa loa (African eye worm), 417 nucleotides. RefSeq lists its product as hypothetical. NCBI's taxonomy places the organism in Eukaryota, Metazoa, Nematoda, Chromadorea, Rhabditida, Onchocercidae. The transcript is spliced from 2 exons. The record is from RefSeq and is a predicted model, not a curated record. The coding region runs from base 1 to 417 and encodes 138 amino acids.
AUGGAUAGGUCAUCCGUCAGGAUACUGGUGUUCUCUGGUCUAUUGAAGGGGCUUUGCACAUUUCAUAUUCCAACUAUCAAAAUUAUCAAUAAAUUCCUGAGACACAGGAUGUAUCAUGGUAGUAUAGAUUAUGAUUGUAAUGCUAGUCCAAUCAUGAAAGGAAUCAAAGCAUUUCCUCUGUAUCCAAACGCAUACCUCUCACAACUUAUUACUGCGACUUUCUUGUCCGUAAUGACUUUUCAUAGCUUAGAAAGAGCCACCGCAACGCUAUUAUAUGGUUGGAUUCUACAGCAACGAUCAAUGAAGUUUAGAAGAAGACGAACUGAGGAUGAGCUGCUUAAUGACCAAACAGUCUUCGGUUAUGAACGAAUAAAUGGAAGAGAUAGUGAAAAAGGUUCCAGAACUUGGGCUGUGUAA